AGGUUUUAUGUAUUCUUCAGAUCAAAAGGUUUCAGACAGGGGAAAGCCGCGUCUCUGCCGUGGAUAUUUAUCAACACUGACUAUGGUUUAAAUGGUCCUGUGCUGACAGUUGGAAUGCUGCAUAUUGCUGGAAGCUACUGAAGGGCAUCUGACUGAGUGAUUGCACCUUUCUCCAAAGUCAAAAUGGAUUUGAAAAACAAGGCACCGAUUGCUCUCUUCCUGAUUCUGUACAUCAACCACAUUUCAGGAACAGCUGUCCCCGCACCCAAAAAACUGGAAGUCCAUAUUUACGAGGGGGAGGUAAUAGUUCUAUGGGAACAUCCCGAGGAGGCCCCAUCGGAAGCAGUUUAUAAUGUACAAAUGACAAAAUAUGGUAGUGGUGCUGGUUGGGAUAACGUAUCCAACUGCUGGGGGAUCACAAAGAACUACUGCCUCAUUGACCCUCAAAUAUAUGAAUACACAGAUGCCUACAUAGUCAGAGUUCAGCUUGUCAAAGGAGAUCAAAAGUCUGCAUGGAAAAGAACAACUAGAUUUUAUGUAAAUCAAGGUGACUUGCUUCCUCCCUCCUUUACUUUGCGGGCCACUUCAAGCACACUUGCAGUUUACGUUCAUGAAAAACCAAUUCUGAGAAAAAUCUAUCCAUAUGGUGUUGCGUACACUUUGUAUUUGGAGGAGAUUGGUCAAGAAAACAAGACUACAACUGUUUACGUGAGAGAUGAUGAAGGAGAGGAUCAGAGGACGAAGACUUUCACAUCUCUCCACUGGGGAAGAAAGUACUGCGUCAGCGUCAAAGUCGAAGGCCUUGGUAGCCUCUCCACCAGCAACGUGUCUGAAAAGCAGUGUUUGCACCUCCCAGAGCAAGAAUUUUAUAUUAUAGCUGCAACAUCCUUAUCUAUUCUGGGGAUCCUGGUCUUUGUUGCUUUUUUGACCGGCAUUCUGCUGUGUUACAUAAAACGCCCUGCGAAAACCCCUGUUGCAUUGAAGUCCCCUGUAAGAGGCUGGCAUCCACUUUCUGUCUCAGAAGGGACCAUGGAGGUGAUCACAGACAAGGGAUGGUUUCUGUCCAGUACCAGAACUGAUACAAAAACCACUCUGAAGCUGCCUGAAACCAAUGUUACAAUAAUAGAUGAGGAGGAGGAGGAGAACAGGAGGACCAGCUUGGACAGCGGGGUCAGCGUAGAGGCAGACUCCGCAGCAGACAACAGAGGACAAGCUCCAGCGAGGCAGGAGGACAGCGGCUGCGGGAGCAUGGGCGGGUCAGACAGCUCUGCCGACAGCCACACAGAUUACCCUCUGCAGGAUGACAGCAUGGAGGCGGAGGACGUCAGAAAGAGGGAAGACAGCGGGAUGGGCUUGAGCUGCCAGCUCCAUUCCUCUUCCCUGAACCUUGAUGAUCACGACACAGAGCCUCUCGUGGAGACUGUGAUUGUGGGAAAUUACCGCACCCAGAGCCCUUCCAACAUGCAGAUCCAAAAAAACAAUAGCGAGGACAUGUUAAAACAGAUCCCUGCCCACUCGCUAAUGGCGGAAGUGGUGACGGGAUACAAAGCCGGGCCUCAGUCCUGUAUAUGCUCAGAAACAGGGCAGUGCAGCUGGUGCCACAGGCAUGGCAAUCACGGGCCCGAAGGGGCCAAAGUUUACAGGACUGUCUGGAUGGAAAACCUGCAUAAUAACACACACAUGGACUCCAUCUCAGUGAACUCAGAAGCGUCAUUUUUACAACUGACUGAAACGUUUCCCCUGCUAACAUCUAAAUACGAACAGGACAGCAAUAUGAACAAUGUGGCCCUCUCUCUCUGCGACGUUCAGCUUACAACUGACUAAGCCGCUGUGGAAUGCAACACUAUUUAUAGAUCUCUUGGGAAGAAUCCAAGCUUACAUGUCACACUGCAUGUUUGAAAGUGGAACCAAUAGGCGUAGUUAAAUUAGCAUGGCUGGAGGGACCACGGCGGUUUAAACCCAGGCGGGAGAGAAGAAUGCACAGCCGCUGCCGACCGGUAACCGUCACUGGUGCCUUGGAGCCUUGUUGACUGAAGACAUUUUUCAAACCUGCCUCCUCGGGUAUAUUAUUCACUGACUAAACGGCACAUGCCGGAAAUGAAACCAGUAUGGGGAGCGCUGUGAAAAAAACAGCUUGACAGUUACUCACUUUAACAUUCAAUGAUUUAACCCCCUCCAUCUAUGACUACUUGUGUGACUGUGGUUACUGAAAGCACAGAACUCAGUUAGUUUUCUGAUGUAAUUUAUUUUUUUGGAACAGACUUUUUUUCCCCACAAACUCUUGCAGUAUUCAAUAAAGCAUAAAAAAGAUAUUUUUGUAAAAAGAAAAAGAAAAAAAGAAGCUAACAUUUAUUUUCUUGUUUUUAUUGAUCAUUGUUUUUGCUUCAGUCUCAAAUGCCUCAGCAAGUAGCCUUUUUCUAAUUACGUCCUGUUGAAAGUAUUUAUAAUGUGUUUUUAAAAAUACAUAUAUUAUUUCGUUCUGCA
Messenger RNA from Fundulus heteroclitus (mummichog), 2484 nucleotides. RefSeq names its product interleukin 10 receptor, alpha (gene il10ra). The record is from RefSeq and is a predicted model, not a curated record. The transcript has 7 exons. Bases 184 to 1824 code for a protein of 546 amino acids. Gene Ontology annotation, molecular function: protein binding. Lineage: Eukaryota; Metazoa; Chordata; Actinopteri; Cyprinodontiformes; Fundulidae.